Talaromyces rugulosus is the source of this 1407-nucleotide messenger RNA. RefSeq lists its product as uncharacterized. The coding region runs from base 1 to 1407 and encodes 468 amino acids. Lineage: Eukaryota; Fungi; Ascomycota; Eurotiomycetes; Eurotiales; Trichocomaceae. Gene Ontology annotation, biological process: intracellular iron ion homeostasis. The transcript is spliced from 2 exons. The record is from RefSeq and is a predicted model, not a curated record.
AUGUCGGACUCGUCGCGAAACACCGCAGCAGAAGAUGAUAUCUACGAUCUGAUCUGCGUUGGCUUCGGUCCAGCCUCUCUCGCAAUAGCCAUCGCGAUACACGAUGCUCUAGACCCACGCUUAUCCGGACAGCCACCAGCAGCCAAGCAGCCAAAAGUAUGCUUCCUCGAGAAACAGAAAGCGUUCCAAUGGCAUGCAGGCAUGCUGCUGCCCGGAUCCAAGAUGCAAAUUUCGUUCAUCAAGGAUCUCGCCACAGUGCGCGAGCCGCGCAGUGAUUUCACUUUCCUGAAUUAUCUCAAGGCACAAGGGAGACUGCUGAGCUUCUCCAACCUGGGCACCUUUUUGCCUUCGCGACUUGAGUUUGAGAAUUAUAUGCGCUGGUGCGCCGCUCGGUUCGAGAAUGUCGUCGCAUACGGGCAGGAAGUGCAGGAGGUGGUGUCCGGGGCCGCGUCCUCUGGAUCGGUCGAUUCGUUUCUCGUUCGCUCAAGAGACCAGGCGUCCGGCCGCGUCUCAACCCGGAGAGCAAGGCAUGUGGUGAUUGCCGUAGGAGGAAAGCCCAAAUUGCCGCCUGGCUUCCCUCAAACCGCACGUAUCAUGCACUCAUCAGCAUACUGCACUGCCUUGCCGGGCUUGUUGAAGAACCAGUCCAGUCCAUACCACAUCGCUGUUCUCGGCGGCGGCCAAAGUGCAGCUGAGAUAUUCCACGACCUGUCUCAGAGAUAUCCGAACGCGAAAACGACAUUGAUCUUGAGAGACUCGGCUCUGCGGCCCAGUGACGAUUCUCCAUUUGUCAAUGAAAUCUUCGACCCGGAGCGAGUUGACGGCUUCUAUGCGCUUUCGCCAGAAGAACGAAAGAGCUCGAUUGCCGCGAACCGAGCCACCAACUACAGCGUGGUGCGGCCCGAAUUGAUCGAGCAGAUAUACCAGGACAUGUACAUGCAGCGGAUCAAGCACGCCGACGCGUCCAAGUGGCAGCACCGCAUCUAUACCCACCGCACGAUAGACCACAUAGACCACGAGGACGACAACCGGUUGAAAAUCCACCUUGUCCCCGCCGACGGCAGCCGUCGUCAUCCACACGAAAUCCUCGCGGUAGACGCGCUGAUGGUCGCCACCGGAUACAGUCGCAACGUGUACGAAGACCUGCUGGCCAAAGUCGCGCAUCUUCGGCCCCGAGAAUCUGCCGACAAAAGCUGGGACGUCAACCGCAAUUAUAGCGUGAGUCUGGAUCGGGGGCGAGUCAGCCGGCGCGCAGGUAUCUGGCUUCAGGGUUGCAACGAGAGCACCCAUGGGCUCAGCGACAGUCUGCUCUCCGUGCUGGCGUCGCGAGGCGGAGAGUUGGUCGAGUCGAUCUGGGGCGAGCACUUGGCCAAGAAGAGGCCCCAAGUUAAGCGAGCUGUUUUGUGA